CUGCAGCCACAGGCUAUGUGUGCUGCCAUUGAACUUGAUAGGGUUUUCAUCAAACUUCUAAUCUCAGUGACUCUAUCAGUUGGAGUUCUCCUCAUCUUCAGCUUCUUCCGGCUCAGGAGAAGAAAGACAGAAAUUACUGAUAGCCUGGAAGAGCAGGACAUUGCCGCUGCCAGCAUCAGUGACUCACAAACAGAUAACAAAAUGCUGGGGAAAAAUAAGCACCAGGAAGCCCAAACUCUGGGAGUCGGUAAAGCUAUCGCUGUGCUUACAUCAGGAGGAGAUGCACAAGGGAUGAAUGCAGCUGUACGGGCAGUGGUGAGAGUGGGCAUCUACACUGGUGCCAAAGUGUACUUUGUACAUGAGGGUUACCAAGGAUUGGUGGAUGGAGGUGACAACAUUCGGGAUGCCAGCUGGGAAAGCGUGUCAAUGAUGCUGCAGUUGGGUGGUACAGUAAUAGGAAGUGCUCGAUGCCAGGAUUUCCGAGCUCGUGAGGGUCGUCUUAAAGCAGCAUGCAACCUUGUAAAGAAAGGAAUUACCAACCUAUGUGUCAUUGGUGGAGAUGGCAGUCUGACAGGAGCAGAUACUUUCAGAGCAGAGUGGAGUGGACUUCUCACUGACCUAGUGAAAGCAGGGAAAAUAUCAUCUGAUGAAGCCAACAAGUCUAGCUUCCUGAAUAUCGUUGGUAUGGUGGGUUCCAUUGAUAAUGACUUCUGUGGCACAGAUAUGACUAUUGGAACUGAUUCAGCUCUUCACAGAAUUAUGGAGAUAGUGGAUGCAAUUACUACAACAGCACAAAGUCACCAGAGGACCUUUGUUCUUGAAGUGAUGGGUCGCCACUGUGGAUACUUGGCUCUAGUAACAGCUCUGGCUUGUGGAGCAGAUUGGGUUUUUAUUCCAGAGUCUCCACCAGAAGAAAACUGGGAAGAACAUCUCUGCAGAAGAUUAACUGAGACUAGAGGUCGUGGAUCAAGAUUAAAUAUCAUUAUUGUUGCUGAAGGUGCUAUUGACGUGAAUGGUAAAGCUAUUACAUCUGAAGAUAUUAAAAAUCUGGUUGUAAAGCGCCUUGGUUAUGACACAAGAGUCACCAUUCUUGGACAUGUUCAGCGUGGUGGAACACCUUCAGCGUUUGACAGAAUCCUGGGAAGUCGAAUGGGUGUUGAAGCUGUCAUGGCUUUGCUAGAAGGUACACCAGACACACCUGCUUGUGUGGUCAGCCUGUCUGGAAAUCAAGCAGUCAGACUGCCAUUAAUGGAGUGUGUUCAAGUGACCAAGGAUGUGACUGCAGCCAUGCAUAAUAAGAAAUUUAAUGAAGCUCUUAAAUUAAGAGGAAGGAGUUUUGAAAACAACUGGAGUGUCUACAGGACAUUGGCUCACGUAAGGCCCCCUUCCACAAAGAGUGGCUAUAACUUGGCUAUUCUGAAUGUUGGUGCCCCUGCUGCUGGCAUGAACGCGGCUGUGAGAUCUACUGUCAGAAUUGGCAUUAUCCAAGGCCACAGGAUGUUUGCUGUACAUGAUGGAUUUGAGGGCCUUGCAAAAGGACAGAUCGAAGAAAUUGGAUGGGGUGGUGUUGGGGGAUGGACUGGACAAGGAGGAUCCCGACUUGGAACCAAAAGGGUGCUGCCAAAGAAAUACUUUGAGGAAAUCAGUGCAAAUAUUAGCAACUUUAACAUACAUGGCCUGAUCAUUAUUGGCGGUUUUGAGGCAUUUACAGGCAGUCUGGAACUAAUGGAAGGACGUUCUAAGUUUGAGGAACUGUGUAUACCUAUUGUUGUUAUCCCAGCCACUGUCUCAAACAAUGUCCCCGGAUCUGACUUUAGUAUUGGUGCUGACACGGCUCUCAACACUAUUACCACUACCUGUGACAGAAUCAAGCAAUCUGCUGCUGGAACAAAGAGAAGAGUGUUCAUCAUUGAAACCAUGGGAGGUUACUGUGGAUACUUAGCUACUAUGGCAGGGCUAUCCGCUGGAGCAGAUGCAGCCUAUAUUUAUGAAGAGCCUGUUUCUAUACAUGAUUUGCAGGUAAAUGUGGACCAUCUUACAGAAAAAAUGAAAACAACCGUGAAGAGAGGUUUAAUUUUAAGGAAUGAAAAAUGCAAUGAAAACUACACCACCGAUUUUAUAUUCAAUUUGUAUUCAGAGGAAGGAAAAGGCGUAUUUGACUGCAGAAAAAAUGUUCUUGGCCACAUGCAACAGGGAGGAACACCCACCCCAUUUGACAGGAACUUUGGUACAAAAAUGGGUGCAAAAGCCGUGCUGUGGAUAACUGGAAAAGUGAAGGAGUGUUCUAGACAUGGUCGCAUAUUUGCAAAUACAGCAGAUUCCGCCUGCUUACUGGGAAUGCGCAAGAGAAGCCUAGUUUUCCAGCCAUUGGCGGACCUGAAAGAACAAACUGAUUUUGAACAUCGCCUGCCCAAACAGCAGUGGUGGUUGAAACUUUGCCCCAUUCUCAAGAUUCUGGCUAAAUACAACAUCAACCUGGACACAUCAGAGGCAGCACAUUUGGAGCACAUCACCCGGAAGAUAUCUGUAGAAUCCUAAAUCU
Nanorana parkeri is the source of this 2542-nucleotide messenger RNA. RefSeq names its product phosphofructokinase, muscle (gene PFKM). The coding region runs from base 16 to 2538 and encodes 840 amino acids. Gene Ontology annotation, cellular component: 6-phosphofructokinase complex; membrane; cytoplasm. The transcript has 24 exons. The record is from RefSeq and is a predicted model, not a curated record. NCBI's taxonomy places the organism in Eukaryota, Metazoa, Chordata, Amphibia, Anura, Dicroglossidae. Gene Ontology annotation, biological process: fructose 1,6-bisphosphate metabolic process; canonical glycolysis; fructose 6-phosphate metabolic process. Gene Ontology annotation, molecular function: identical protein binding; AMP binding; monosaccharide binding.